AUGUCGGGCACAACCGCCAUUGUCUCCGAGGGCAACUUUUCCUUCACCAAUGGCGUCUUCCUCGCAGAGUCAUCCGGCCAUAAUAAGCACCGGCGCGCGACUCAUGAAGAACUCAGAACCCAUUUCGCGUCCGGCAGCGACAAGGACCACACGGCGCACUGGUUCGAGGCGCAGCUCAUGCAUUAUGGCCUGCCGACCUCCAAGACGAAGUCCCAGAAGCUGAAGAAGGAAUGGACGAAGCGGGACAGGGACGAGAAGAAGGCAGCAAAGGGAGCCAGUACGAAGGCGGUGCCAAAGUCCCAGGCUUCGAAUGCGAGGAAACGAAAGGCAGACGUUACCGUCAAUGCCGCGGCGAAUACAGGCACACCGGCGGUAGCGGCGAGUGCGCCCAAGCGGACCAAGGCUUCGGCAUCAUCCGCAGGUGACUCUUCUCCCGCGCCCCGGUUUGCGACGAAGCAGACGGCGCGUCGCGGCCCCGGUUGGCGAGCUCCGAGCCGUCCAGAACCGGCGACGCGGGCCUCUCCAUCACCUGAACCGGCUGCGUCUUCUGCUCCCCGAACUAAGCAAACGGCAAGACGCGGUGGCGGCUGGCGGGCUUCUGGCCGCCCGGAACCUGCGAGACGUGACUCUCCCUCUCCGGCUCCAUCUCCUGCGCCUCGAACCAAGCAGACGGCAAGGCGCGGGCGCCCGUUUGUUCCGCGGGGUCGUAUCGAAUCGUCACAGACUCAAACGAGUGGACAUGGCGACUUUGCAACUUCUUUCGACGAAGCACCGCCCCCAUAUGAAGAAGACUCCGGUUCAAGCAACCGCUUUGGCGGCGACAGUCUUGCCCCACUCGGUCUUCUUAAUGGUCGAUACGAUAUAAGCUCUCCCUAUGUCGAAUCUGAAUGGCCCAUGUAUGGCUCCGAUUUCAGCCUCGUGUUGACCAUUGUCGGUUCCAGCCUUUGGGGAAGAUUCGACUUGGGCGUCAUUGAGGGUGUGCUCUAUAUCGAAGAGCGGCCCCGCGCUUCUUCCUACUCAAACGUCCCGUUUGUAUGGCGCGGUCGGGAAGCUGAAGGUCAGAUCUUUUACAAUGAGCGGUCUAAUCGAGGCUCGUUGAGGUUCAUUGGUGGUGGCGCUAUCGAGGGUUAUUUCGAAUACCAGGAUAUUCAGUUUGACGGCCAGCGAUUGCCCCGCCAAGGGACGAGGAGCGAACUUGAUGCGAGGACUCUGCAGAAUGAAUGGGACAGCUAUAACGAGGAUGAAUAUGAGCGUGAGAGAGUAGCGCGAUGGUCAGAGAACUAG
Messenger RNA from Trichoderma reesei QM6a, 1284 nucleotides. RefSeq lists its product as uncharacterized. The record is from RefSeq and is a predicted model, not a curated record. Bases 1 to 1284 code for a protein of 427 amino acids. The transcript is spliced from 2 exons. Lineage: Eukaryota; Fungi; Ascomycota; Sordariomycetes; Hypocreales; Hypocreaceae.